UUCUUUCUUCAAGGUAGCCUUAGAGUCUAGGGGUUAAAAUACUGUUUUAAUGGUGAAGAUAAAAGCCAGUCGUAAAAGAGAUUCAGGGCGGAGGGAAACCCCACCACCACGUGUGGUACCAUUUCCCAGAGAAGCCAAAUGGACGAGAAGCCUUCUGCCAGGAAAGGUCCAGAUUUCUGUUCAUUGCGCUAUGGACUGGCUUUCAUCAUGCACUUCUCAAACUUCACCAUGAUAACGCAGCGUGUGAGUCUGAGCAUUGCAAUCAUUGCUAUGGUGAAUAGCACUCAGCACCAUGGUCUAUCCAAUGCCUCCAUAGAAGGACCUCUUGUAGACACCCUCAAUAACCCCAGCAGAUCCAUUAAUAAAUUUAAUACAGGGGCCUCUGUAUAUGAAUGGAGCCCAGAGACUCAGGGUAUCAUCUUUAGCUCCAUCAGCUAUGGGAUAAUACUGACUCUGAUCCCAAGUGGAUAUUUAGCAGGGAUUUUUGGAGCAAAACAGAUUCUUGGUGCUGGUUUGCUGAUCUCCUCCCUUCUCACCCUCUUUACACCGUUGGCUGCUGACUUCGGAGUGAUUUUGGUUAUUGUGAUUCGGACAGUCCAGGGCAUGGCUCAGGGAAUGGCAUGGACAGGUCAGUUUACAAUUUGGGCAAAAUGGGCUCCCCCACUUGAACGAAGCAAGCUCACCAGCAUUGCGGGGUCAGGGGCAGCAUUUGGGUCCUUCAUCAUCCUCUGUGUGGGGGGACUAAUCUCACAGGCCUUAGGCUGGCCUUUUAUCUUCUACAUCUUUGGUAGCAUUGGCUGUGUCUGCUGUCUCCUGUGGUUCACGGUGAUUUAUGAUGACCCCAUGCAUCACCCAUGCAUAAGUGCCCGGGAAAAGGAAUACAUUGUGUCCUCGCUGGCUCAACAGUCCAGUUCUCCUAGACGAUCUGUCCCCAUAAAGGCUAUGGUCAGAUGCCUACCACUUUGGGCCAUUUUCACGGGGUUUUUCAGCCAUUUCUGGUUAUGCACCAUAAUCAUAACAUACCUACCGACGUACAUCAGUUCUGUGCUCCAUGUUAACAUCAGAGAUAGUGGGGUUCUGUCCUCCCUGCCUUUUAUUGCUGCCUCAAGUUGUACGAUUCUAGGAGGUCAGUUGGCAGAUUUCCUUCUGUCUAGGAAUCUUCUCAGAUUAAUCAACGUACGAAAACUCUUUUCAUCCCUAGGGCUCCUCCUUCCUUCGCUAUGUGCUGUGGCCCUGCCCUUUGUGACUUCCAGUUACAUCACAACUGUUAUUUUGCUCAUACUUAUUCCUGGGACCAGCAACCUGUGUGACUCAGGGUUCAUCAUCAACACCUUAGAUGUUGCCCCCAGAUAUGCAAGUUUCCUCAUGGGAAUCUCAAGGGGAUUCGGGCUCAUCGCAGGAAUUAUCUCCUCCACUACCACUGGAUUCCUUAUCAGUCAGGUUGGGCCAGUUUAUUGAACAUCUGCAAGUAGCAGGAUUCUGUGUCUGGUUGGAGGAAUGUCUUUUUCCUGUCUGCUGCUGUCAACAUGUUCGGCCUGGUUUUUUACCUCAAGUUUGGACAAGCAGAAAUCCAGGACUGGGCCAAAGAGAGGACUGUCACCCGUCUCUGAGGAUACAGAGUUGCAAACUUAAAUGUAGUACUGACCAUAAACUUUUCAACAUUGUUUAUUUAUCGUCGUUCUUUUUUCAUAUUCUUCACCAUGGACUCAGCAGUUCUCAACUCUGUUGUGUGUUAGAUUUCCCUGGGGAAUCUCUAAAAUAUGAUGUUGAAUGGGCCCUACUCCAGAGGUUCUACAUGAAUUGGUCUAGAGUAGAUCCUAGAAACCACUAAUUUUUAGACACUCCCCAGAGUUUCUAAUAUGCAACCAGGGUUGACAACUGCUGCACAAACUUGAAACGUCAAUUUCUGUUGCCUUUGAACUUUCCUCUUUGGAAAGUACUGGACAAAUAAAAAUCUAUGCGAAAAUAAUCAGUGAUAAGUACCUUCAUGGGGGUGAUUAUGGACACAGAGAAGAUCUGCUGGGAACUGUAGCUAUAUGUUAUAGAGCUCAGCAGAGAAUAGAAUUUUAAAGCUGUAAUUACAGAAUUAAUAUUUUUAUUGUUUUUAUAUAUUGUUAAACAUGGAUAUUUAUUUAUGUGGUUAAAUUCUAUUAAAAUUCACAU
This is a messenger RNA of Ceratotherium simum simum (southern white rhinoceros), 2163 nucleotides long. The record is from RefSeq and is a predicted model, not a curated record. NCBI's taxonomy places the organism in Eukaryota, Metazoa, Chordata, Mammalia, Perissodactyla, Rhinocerotidae.